Molecule: messenger RNA, 984 nt
Organism: Penicillium angulare
Lineage: Eukaryota; Fungi; Ascomycota; Eurotiomycetes; Eurotiales; Aspergillaceae
Exons: 3
Coding region: 1-984 (327 amino acids)
Biological process (GO): maintenance of RNA location; mRNA splicing, via spliceosome
Cellular component (GO): nucleus
Molecular function (GO): protein binding; mRNA binding
Source: RefSeq, a predicted model, not a curated record
AUGGAAAUCUCUGUUUACGUUUCGUAUCGUGAGCGAUCAUAUAUCCAUUGCGGUUCCCAUCAGCCGCAAUGCCCGACUCCCAAGCCGGACGCUCUGAGCGCAAUCACCGUACAUCUUCUCGCUCCCCAGACCCAGCCCGCGACCGACGACGAGACCCUCGAGACAAAGACAGAGAACACAGGAGCUCUCGACGACGAGAUGAUGACCGCGAAAGCUCUCGCAGGCACAGUCCACGACGCAGGUCAUCUCGUAGCAGAUCAAGAGAGGGAAGGCCACGCGAAGACCGCGAUCGACGUCACAGGGAGCGCAGAGAACGAUCAACAAGCUCUGCAGACGAGCGCCGCCGAAGACGUGGGCAUCGCAGUCAUCGUCACCGCGACGACCGAGACAAAGAUGGAGAACGAUCAUCUAGAAGACACCGCAGUCCCCGUGCCCGAUCCCGCUCCCCGCGACCAUCCAAAAGUCCCCAGCGUGCCUUACAACGGAGCUCCCCCUCCAGAGAAGCAAAAGCCCAAUUUCCAAAAUUCUGGCCGACUUGCGGCUGAAAGCAACACGGUACAAGGUGUGAGUGGAGAAAAUAUCGUCUUAAAAUACCACGAGCCACCAGAGGCACGGAAACCUCCAGGCAAGGAACCCUGGCGACUGUAUGUUUUCAAGGGCGAAGAAUUGCUUGAAAUGGUUGAACUGAGCGAACGGAGUUGCUGGUUGAUCGGUCGCGAAAGAGCUGUAGUGGACUUCCCACUUGAUCAUCCUAGCUGCUCGAAACAGCAUGCUGCGCUCCAAUUUCGGUAUGUCGAGAAGCGAAAUGAAUAUGGAGAUCGUAUCGGUAAGGUUAAGCCAUACCUCAUUGAUCUGGACAGUGCAAAUGGGUCCUCCGUGAACAAAGACCCCAUACCAGGAGGCCGCUAUGUGGAAGUAAUGGAUAAAGAUGUAAUGAGGUUCGGGACGAGCACAAGAGAGUACGUGCUCAUGUUGCCGCAAUAA